Molecule: messenger RNA, 1110 nt
Organism: Sclerotinia sclerotiorum 1980 UF-70
Lineage: Eukaryota; Fungi; Ascomycota; Leotiomycetes; Helotiales; Sclerotiniaceae
Exons: 1
Coding region: 1-1110 (369 amino acids)
Biological process (GO): protein import into peroxisome matrix
Cellular component (GO): peroxisomal membrane
Molecular function (GO): zinc ion binding
Source: RefSeq, a predicted model, not a curated record
AUGUCAGACCAUGUAUCUGAAAUGUCCCCGUCGGAGGAUAAGCGUCCUUCCUAUCAAUACCCUUUCGCGACAGCACCAGACAUAAUUCGUUCACAUCAAAAGGAUGCAUACUUCGAAGGAGUUCUCCUGAACCAUCUUUCAGGUCUCCUACGUCGAUUAUAUGGAGCGAGAUUCCUACACACGUAUACCAAUGAAGCGCGAACAUUUUCCGAGUUACUAUAUCUUGGUCUCACGACCUUCAUUGGUAACCGCACUUUAGGGGAAGAGUACUGCGAUAUUGUUCAAGUUGAAGAUGACACACUUAAACUUCCUGCCAUUUCUCGCCGCGCAGGCUAUAUCUUGACUUCAAUACUUCUUCCAUAUUCUCUCACCAAGAUCCUUCCCUCAUUUCGCACACGCAUCCGCAAUAAACUCGAAGCCAACCUCCGCAAGCUUGCUCGAAAAUCACAAGAGAAGUCAUACUCUUACAAAUUUCAACAAUAUAUUCUCACUCAUCUCUCAACCAUCACGUCACCAUCACCCAUUCACGCGCUUACCCUCACAGUCUUUUAUUUCUCGGGUUCUUAUUAUGAACUCUCUAAACGCUUGUUGGGUCUACGUUAUAUCUUUACAAAGCGCAUUGCGCCAUCAGAACAGCGUGUAGGGUAUGAAGUUUUAGGUGUGCUCCUACUGCUUCAAAUGAGUGUGCAAACCUAUCUUCACCUAAACAAUACUUUUUCUACCGACAUUCCCUCCACCGCCUCCGGAAGUUCCGCCGUUCUAUCUAAUGGCGUAGAGAUUCCCCUCGACUCCCCAUCCUCCCCAAGCGAUCUCCUUGCUUCAUCCCAGGUUAUCCCCCACUCCGCAAGCUCUAUCGGUAAAACCACAAACACGCCUGUAUUACCAGGCGCAAGAUAUAAUCUGAGUGACAAUGACGUUAUGGGAUGGAUCAAGGGUGAGCAAAAUAGAAAAUGUACAUUGUGUUUGGAGGAGCUGAAGGAUCCCAGUGUGUUGGGAUGUGGACAUGUUUUUUGUUGGAGCUGUAUUGGGGAUUGGGUUAGAGAAAAACCGGAAUGCCCGUUGUGUAGAAGAGAGGUUUUGAUUCAACAUAUCCUACCAUUGAGAGGGUAA